Messenger RNA from Cygnus atratus (black swan), 2169 nucleotides. RefSeq names its product mitochondrial antiviral signaling protein (gene MAVS). The transcript is spliced from 7 exons. Bases 80 to 2023 code for a protein of 647 amino acids. The record is from RefSeq and is a predicted model, not a curated record. NCBI's taxonomy places the organism in Eukaryota, Metazoa, Chordata, Aves, Anseriformes, Anatidae.
GCUUAGCGGCCGGCCGGGGACGCGGCGGCGGUGGCGGGCCGGGGAGCGGGGCAGGGGGGUUUUGAGGUGCCGAGGCAGGAUGGGCUUUGCGGAGGACAAGGUGUACGGCCACAUCCUGAGGAACAUGGACAAGUUCAAGAACAUCCACGUGGCGUCGCUGGUCGAUUCCCUCAGCUGCCUCACCGAAGCGGACAGGGAUGAACUUCAUACCCGAGAGGAGGUGCGGGGCAGCAAUGCAACCGCCUACAAAUUUUAUCAGCACGUGAAGUGCCGCCGGGGCUGGGUGAGCGACCUGAUCAACGCGCUGCACCAGAACAACGCGGGGCACCUGGCCGAAGAGCUGCAGCAGGUCUAUGACCUCUACCAAACCUCUCCUCCAAGAGCCUCAGCUCCACCAGCUGCUCCAAAUCCUCGUGUGGCCUCCUUCCCUCCUGAUGCCCAGCCCGUCAGUGCCCAGCUGCCAUUUUCGGGCCCAAAGCCCGCUGCGGACGCCCCGCUGGCCGAUCCGCCCCGCUGCACCUCGCCCACCGGUGGCCAUCCGCCUCUCCAGCGCGCUGCUGCCACCACUGCGAGCCCAGCCGGGGGCUCAGCUGCAAGCACGGACGUUCCCAGCACCGACCUGGACGCCAGGGCCCCUGUGCAGGAGAAGCCCCUGGAACAAAAGAGUCCCCAGCCACCGCUGCGGCCGGUGAGCACGGCCUGUGCUGGAGCGAGCGACGGGCACAGCGCGCAGGGGCCGCUCCCGUGCCCCGCGGAGGCUCAGCAGGCGGCAGCGGGGCCCCCGGGGGCUGCCGGCGUGGUUUUGCCAUCGGCUGCUCCCCCCGAGCAGGGCCGGGAGUGGCUGAGCCAGCGCUACCCGGUGUGCGUGGACAACGGGUGCUUCGGGAACGCCAAGCACCUGCGCCGCGCCGCGCCGGGCUCGGGGCUGGGCACGGCCGUCCCGCUGAGGGACCCGGUCACCGCUCGUGGCGCGGGGCAGCCCAGGAACGAGCCCCAGGAAGACGUCUACAUCUCCACCGAGUUGCCCGCGGGGUUGGCAGAGCCCCCAGGCUGGGGGGUGCCGCAGCCCCGCGGCUCGCAGGGGAGGCAGGAGAAGCAGGCUGAGCUCCCCGAGCGCCGAGGGCCUCCGAGCGGCUUCGUGGAUGCGCGCAGCCCCCUCCUGGAACAGCAGCGGUUUGAUGCGGAGCAGAAGCGGGUGGGGAUGCUGCGGGAGCGCGAAGGGGGAGCCACUCGGAUGGAAACAACCCCCCCGCUCGCCGCCCCCAGAGACGCUUCCCCAUCCCGCGACGUCUCGUGGAAGCUUCCCGUGCCAGAGGAAGCGCUGCCUGCGGGGAAGGCAGCCAGCAGCACCCCCUCCGUGCCAGCAGAGGAGAAAGUGCUCCCGGCCUCGGCGGCCCCUCUCCAGGGCCCAGCAGUCGGGGGAAGCUCUGUGGGCGCAGCUGGGAGGACGACGUCCUCCCGGGGGAGUCCCGCCACAAGCAUCUGGGCCUCUCGCACCGUCCCGGAGGAGGACGUGGAGCUCAGCAAGCCGGGCGUCCUCCUCUCCGUGGCGGGGGACAGCCCGCAGGCAGCCGCCAGGCCCCCGGGCGGCGCCGCUUCCGAGGCCACCGACCAGCUCGGCUUGAGCAGCGACCCGCUCCUGCUGAGCACCGACAGCUCGGCUCCCGGAGGAGCACACGAGGGAUCCGCCCCGGGACGCCGCUCCUCAGCUCCCGCAGCGUCCCGCGGAGAAGAAGCGGGGGGAGCGCGCUCCUGGUCCCCCCCGAGCUGGAGAACCGCCGAGAUCCGCGUGGCUCACAGCCCCAGCGCCCUGCCGAAGGCAAGCAACGACGGCCAGGACGGAGGCGCUCCCUUGGGCAGCCCCCCGGCUUCUGCCUCGAGCGGAGGCCGCGGCGCUGCGCCCGGCAGCGUCCCCGGCCCCGGGGACAGCCCCGGGCCGUCCCUGCCCUACCUCGUCCCGGCUGUGGGCAUCGCGCUCAUCUCCGCCGUGGCGUUCCUGGUGUACGCCCGGCUGCAGAAAUAGCGGAGCGGAGAGAAAAGGGGGUGCCGCGGCCGCCGCGCGGGAGGUUCCUCGUCCCGGCAGGAAUCCGUCUGGCACGUUUGAACCCCGAGGGACGGUAGCGGGGACCGCUGUUAAAUCUCCUCCCGGAAGGUUUCGCUGGAAGAGGC